GAUUCAACGGUACUCGUUCUGGAGCAUAAAUCCAUGACGGCUACACAAGGUUCUCCGGAAAAUGUGCUGCUCGAGCUGGUGCAUGCAGCAAAAUUAUCUGUUUUUAAGCGAAUAUUUUCAGAACCGGAGUCAGCAGCUGGAAGAACAUCAUCGUCCAAAUUGCAGAAGCUUUUCGUCUUUUUACAGCGUUCCAAUCGGCGUAAACGAUUGGCGCAGAAACGCCGAUAA
Messenger RNA from Gongylonema pulchrum, 228 nucleotides. Lineage: Eukaryota; Metazoa; Nematoda; Chromadorea; Rhabditida; Gongylonematidae. The record is from the annotation of a GenBank genome assembly.